AUGCUUGUCUCGCGUAAGGUCAAGGGCAAGGGCAAGGGUAAGGGCAAGGGCAAAGGCAAGGGCAAGGCGAAGGAAAAGGGCAAGGGCAAGGGCAAGGGCAAGGGCAAGGGCAAGGGCAAGGAUAAGAUCAGGAACAAGAGCAACAGUAAUAGCUCCAAGAGACCGACAAACGAGCCGAUCAUGCCGUCACAUAAGGGUCUGGUCUCGCCCGCCGCCAGCACAUCUACGGGCUCCACCAAGUCGGCCUUUACUCGUGUGCCACCGGCGACGACCCAGGCGACACCGCGCGAGUCAGAAGCCGGCAAGUCCAAGGCCAAGGCCCUGGAAUCGGAAAACGAGUCUGGAAGUGGGUCUCGCGGCGAGUACACGUACGAAGAGUCGUAUGCUGAGAUGACGGUAUCGGAUGACUGGUCAGAGGGUGGCUCGUUGCACUCGGAUUCGAGCGAGCACUUUAAGCCGAUGACGAAGAUCGAGCUCGAGACGAUUAUCAAGGACCGUACCGGGGCCCACACCUCGUUGCCACCGCUCGUGGAUGAGAAACAGUCGGCGCAGGGCAAGAAGGUCUCGAGCGUGAGAAAGUCGGUGCGGAAGAGUCCAGCGCGCUUGCCAGCCGAAACCAAGGAAGCCGCGCAAGACAAGGCUUCGCCGGCUGCGGCCAAGGCGGACACCCGGGCCGGGGCCAAGGCAGCGCUGCACGAAUCCCGUGGCGAGCGAGCAGCGCGGCGGAGAACGCAGGGAAAGGCUGCGGCAAAGGUGGCUGCGGCAAAGGCAAUGGAGGCGUCGCGGCGGCAGUACAUGCUUGCGUUGCGCAAGGACCGUGAGAUCAUGCAUCAAGCCGUGACGGCUGUUCUAGCGCAGCAGGACGCCAUUCUGGACGCCAUGCUCAAGGCGCACAACGUUCAAUUGUGA
Thecamonas trahens ATCC 50062 is the source of this 909-nucleotide messenger RNA. RefSeq lists its product as uncharacterized. The coding region runs from base 1 to 909 and encodes 302 amino acids. The record is from RefSeq and is a predicted model, not a curated record. NCBI's taxonomy places the organism in Eukaryota, Apusomonadida, Apusomonadidae. The transcript is spliced from 3 exons.